CACAUCAGAACGCAGAUGCGGCUCUUGUGCACCCUCAAAACACCUAACGAACAAGUACUACCCUCACCUCUCCAAAGUCCAAGGUGCUGUCAUUGAUUUUUAAGCAUCCCAGAGACAUCUUGAAGAGCAGCUUGCCAAGAGAGUUCAAGAAAUGCUAAGGAGCUCCAGAAAAGCUGAAACAAUGAAAAGUCAGGUACAGUUUCUCUUCCUGCUGUCUUUGUUGUGCAGGGCGAUUUCACAGCAGAUCUACUACUCGAUUCCAGAGGAGCUGGCCAAGGGCUCGAGGGUGGGGAGCUUGGCUAAGGAUCUGAGACUCAGUGUCCAGGAGUUGCCAGCUCGAAAACUGAGAAUUAGUGCAGAAGAUUUUUUCAACGUGAGUGCAGAGAAUGGGGAUUUGCUAGUGAGCGGGAGGAUAGAUCGAGAGCAGAUUUGCGGAAGGAAAUUAGAGUGUGUGCUAGAAUUUGAAAUGGUUGCUGAAAACCCCAUGGCUAUUUUCCAUGUGAGCGUUGCAAUUCGAGAUAUUAAUGACAAUGCGCCGCAUUUCGUUGCAAAAGGCAUUGACUUGGAAAUCUGUGAGUCAGCCUUACCAGGGGUAAAAUUCCCUCUGGACUCUGCACUAGAUGCAGAUGUAGAAAGUAACUCACUGAAGACAUAUUCCAUCAACCACAAUGAGCACUUCUCUCUGUCAACAAAGGAAAGCCCUGAUGGAAGUAAAUACCCAGAAUUACUGCUGGAAAAACCUCUGGACAGAGAACAGCAGAGCUCCCACAAUUUAAUCCUGACUGCCAUGGAUGGUGGGGACCCUCCCCUAAGCGGCACUACCCAGAUCCGGAUACAGGUUACCGAUGCCAAUGACAAUGCUCCAGUGUUUAGCCAGGACACAUACAGGGUUAGCCUCCAAGAGAACGUGCCCCCGGGAACCUCUGUGCUGCGAGUCCUGGCCACUGACCAGGACCAGGGUGUUAAUGCAGAAAUCACCUAUGCCUUCCUUAAUGCCCCAACAAGUACCAGGCUCCUCUUCGUUCUUGAUCCAAAUACUGGCGACAUUGCAACCAACGGUACAUUGGACUUUGAAGAGGCCAGUAGGUAUACGUUGGGUAUAGAAGCCAAGGAUGGAAGGGUACACACAGCUCACUGCAAUGUUCAGGUUGAAAUUGUUGAUGAGAAUGACAAUGCCCCAGAAGUGACAUUCAUGUCCAUCUCUAACGAGAUUCCUGAGGGCUCAGAUGUUGGAACCGUAGUUGCCCUCAUUAAAGUGAGAGACCAGGAUUCUGGGCAAAAUGGUCUGGUGACAUGCUCUAUUCAGGAAGAAGUUCCCUUCAAAUUAGAAUCCACCUCUAAGAAUUAUUACAAGCUAGUGAUUGAUGGUGCCCUGGACCGGGAGGAGAGGGCAGAGUACAAUAUUACCGUCACAGCCACCGACAGGGGCGAGCCGCCCCUCUCCUCCAGCUCAAGCAUCACCCUGCACAUCUCAGACGUCAACGACAACGCUCCGGUUUUCCAGCAGGCCUCCUACGAGGUCCACGUGGCGGAGAACAACCCGCCCGGCGCCUCCAUCGCGCAAGUGAGCGCUCGCGAUCCCGACCUGGGGCCCAACGGCCACGUCUCCUACUCCAUCGUGGCCGGCGACCUGGAGCCGCGCGCGCUGGCGUCCUACGUGUCCGUGAGCGCGCAGAGCGGCGUGGUGUUCGCGCAGCGCGCCUUCGACCACGAGCAGCUGCGCGCCUUGGAGCUGACGCUGCAGGCCCGCGACCACGGCUCGCCCGCGCUCCGCGCCAACGUGAGCCUGCGCGUGCUGGUGGGCGACCGCAACGACAACGCGCCCCGGGUGCUGUACCCGGCGCUGGGGCCCGACGGCUCGGCGCUCUUCGACACGGUGCCGCGCGCCGCGCAGCCCGGCUACCUGGUGACCAAGGUGGUGGCGGUGGACGCGGACGCGGGGCACAACGCGUGGCUGUCGUACCACGUGCUGCAGGCCAGCGAGCCGGGCCUCUUCAGCCUGGGGCUGCGCACGGGCGAGGUGCGCACGGCGCGGGCCCUGGGCGAGCGGGACGCGGCCCGCCAGCGCCUGCUGGUCGCGGUGCGCGACGGGGGCCAGCCGCCCCUGUCGGCCACCGCCACGCUGCUGCUGGUGUUCGCGGACAGCCUGCAGGAGGCGCUGCCGGACCUGGGGGACGCUCCUCCCCCUUCGGACCCCCAGGCGGAGCUGCAGUUGUACCUGGUGGUGGCCUUGGCGCUGAUCUCGGUGCUCUUCCUGGUGGCGGUGACCCUGGCGGUGGCCCUCCACGUGCGACGCUCCUCCAGGCCUGGUGCCUGGGGCUGCUUUCAGCCUGGCCUCUGUGUCAAGGCCGGGCCCGUGGGUCCCCCCAACUACAGUGAAGGAACGUUGCCCUAUUCCUACAAUCUGUGUGUUGCCUCGCAUUCAGCAAAGACCAACUUUGAUUUUCACACCAUGACCACGGAAACAGCUCCUCCUCGGGAUCUCCUCGGUGAAGAUGCUUCUAUGGAUAUAUGUGCUAAUAAUGAAGACCCCCACAUCGCUCAUGAUUCCUCUUUUUCCUAUCACGUGAGUUUCUGCACACUCACUUAAAUUUUAUUACUUUAUUUUAUUCUCGGGAGUGCAUCAUUAGUUUGGGUCCUUGUUCAUUGUUCUAGUGAGGGUGGUGGGAGAGGAAGUGCAUUGGAUGGGUGGAGAUUGCUCCGUAGUCUGGUCAGUUACCUAAUUACUACUUCUCAAUGUGUACUCUUGGCAUUUCUCUAUGGUCAGCAAAGCCAUGCUAAAGACAGCCUUUUCUUGGAUGUCACCAGCCUUAGUAAUUGCAUUGCCCUUAUUUAGUUGAUGUGUGAUAUUCUUUUUUUCCCCAAGUUUUACUCUCUAUAAAUGUAUUGACAGCUCUU
Phacochoerus africanus (Common warthog) is the source of this 2898-nucleotide messenger RNA. Its product is annotated as protocadherin gamma-B1-like. The transcript has a single exon. Gene Ontology annotation, cellular component: plasma membrane. The record is from RefSeq and is a predicted model, not a curated record. Gene Ontology annotation, molecular function: calcium ion binding. NCBI's taxonomy places the organism in Eukaryota, Metazoa, Chordata, Mammalia, Artiodactyla, Suidae. Bases 152 to 2590 code for a protein of 812 amino acids. Gene Ontology annotation, biological process: homophilic cell-cell adhesion.